Rhodofomes roseus is the source of this 2357-nucleotide messenger RNA. RefSeq lists its product as uncharacterized. The transcript has 4 exons. The record is from RefSeq and is a predicted model, not a curated record. Bases 319 to 2130 code for a protein of 603 amino acids. NCBI's taxonomy places the organism in Eukaryota, Fungi, Basidiomycota, Agaricomycetes, Polyporales, Fomitopsidaceae.
UGCGAUGCCCUCAAGUAGAUUUUCCAAGCAUGCCUUGUAUACUCGUUCCAAUGAACGUGGAAGACGAAUCCAGACUCCGCAUGAGGCAGCUAACAACUCGGUAGUGGCUCGCCGUGUUCGGGAGUAUGCGGCCAAUCCUGUGCAAGAAGUUGGGUAGUAAAUCCUAAAUGGAAGACGCGUCAGUCCAUGGCUGUGCGCCUCUGCUGGGGGUCCGUACGCCCGGGGACACUCCUUUUCUUGAUUAUAACAUAUCCCAACCACCCCCAACUCCUCUAACAUUGUGCACAUUGGUUGUUGUUGGGGAGGUAAAGAAUCACCAUGCCGAAAAGAAGACGUGACCAUGACGAUACCCAAUACAACAAGGGCAAUAAGGAGCCCGCAUUACAGCGCAAGUUGCAGGGUCUCCCAGUAGUCGAUGGAUCUCGGUUCCAGAAUUAUGGUCGAGCGACCCUAGGGCAACGACGACGUGCGCCACAGGUCACCCCGCCUCCGCCUGCUGCCAGCCUACAGCUAGUCCUUGCCACGGAUCCCUACGGGCAGCUGACAGAACAAGCUCCAGAACGGGAAAGAAGAGGUCGUCGCCGGCGAGGUUCUGAGACAACGACCACCGAACCAGUCAACGCCACAGUCGAAACCUCGGAGACGGCUGGGCCCCAGGCUCCCGCUCGAAGACCGCGAACCAUACAACCUACAGAAUCUAUUGUGGAUUCGUCGUCAGGGCAAGCACAGACUAGUACAAGCCGUGCUGAGUCUCAUACCGAUCGAGUUCCCGGGAAGCGUCGAACCGCACCACGCAAGACAACGAAGGUCUCUGCUUCGGGUUCUGGGGGUCCUUCGCAAGCUAUUCUGUUGCCCACCUCUUCUCAAUCCCCUUCUUCUACCUUUCAGGCUCUUCCUCAUGGAGGCGAUGGCCAGGGUGUUGCUGACCACUGGAGGGUACCUGAUCCUAGGAACAUCCGCCCAGAUACCCCUCGUAUUGGAAGAACACUUGAAUCCUUGGGACCGCACGUUUAUAAGUCUUCCAAUACCUUAGAAAGAAGCACCAUGGCCGAUCUGCGUUCGGGUGCUGAAGUGCAUGCCUAUACAGGACCUGCGGUGGCGCCACACUGGCCCGUGCCACCAGCCUCGCGGCGUCCAUCAUGGCGUGCUCACAUAUUGCAUCAAGUCGGACCUGGUUCGAGUAACGACGACUGGACUGCUAUGCCGUCCCAGUCUGAGAGUCCUACAGUGACCACGCAGCCGCACCCGGAUGUCUACACGGCACCUAGACUGUAUGCUGGUCCAGUACAAAGGACGCCGCAGCAAUAUCCAGAGACGUUGAGCGGACCAGCAUAUGGAUCAUCGGAACAACGUCAUCCAGGUGUGUACGAAGCACGCACUUCUUCCUCGUCGUUGGCAGGUGCACUAGAAGAGAGGCCGUUGUGGACGUCUGUCGGUCUCCAGCGAAACACGGGAACAAUUGCGCCCUGGCAGCAGUCUGUGGGACCAUACCCAGCCGCUCCGGUUCGCAUGGGCUUGCGCAACGUACAUCGCCGGACGACAACGUCAGAGAGACAGAUCCCUUCGGCUAGGCGUUACCCCCAUACGGGACCGAUACCCGGGCCUGAUCACUCGCAGCAGCGAGAGGAGGCGUGGUUGAGCCCUGCGAGUGGUCAUCCGCCGAUGUUCGCACCAGAUCCUCCACCAUAUACGGCACGGGCAUUGCAACCGCAAACUGCGUUGCGCACAGAUCUGGAGUACCCUGUACCCGCCCCGAAUUUGGGCAGGCAGCAACAGCUGCCGUACGCCGACCCAACGUACCCGCCGUAUGAGAUGCGCUCUUACCCUGCUGCGUCGUCAGCGACGUUUGACGCGGGUGGUAUUCCUGAGUACGCUAGGCAGGGAUCGACGCAGCUCACACCUCCAUCGCUUCCAGUGCUGGUGCACGCAAGCGGCGCUAUCGCCGAUCCGUACGGUGCUGCGUCAAGCAUGUCCUUUGCGAAUAUACCCAGCUAUCCUGUCACGCAAGGCCCCAUCUCGGACGCGUCGAGAGAUGAGACGGCGCGCUCACCUUCAUACGAGGCUUUCUCAUCAUCACUUGACGCGUAUUCCUUUGAGGCCUUUCAACCUGAACUUGAAGGAUCAGAUUAGUCUCCCCGGCGUAUAUCUCAUCAUCACAGGCGGCGCCGCGGCCUUCGAGCACUACGUUAUCCGGGACACAUCUCACUUUGCAUACGCUCCGGGACCUGUAUAACUGUUUCUGACUGUAUCAACCCUCUUAGAAUCCUGCACAUGAUCACGACUGUCGUAGAGAGGAUGCAUUGCAUAGUUCUUUCCGCACGCUACAGCAUCACUAUAGCAUCGCUAUGAUUGUCUGU